This is a messenger RNA of Micropterus salmoides (largemouth bass), 2209 nucleotides long. RefSeq names its product microtubule-associated protein, RP/EB family, member 3a (gene mapre3a). The transcript has 6 exons. Gene Ontology annotation, biological process: protein localization to microtubule plus-end; spindle assembly; regulation of microtubule polymerization or depolymerization. Lineage: Eukaryota; Metazoa; Chordata; Actinopteri; Centrarchiformes; Centrarchidae. The record is from RefSeq and is a predicted model, not a curated record. Gene Ontology annotation, molecular function: microtubule plus-end binding. The coding region runs from base 1 to 825 and encodes 274 amino acids. Gene Ontology annotation, cellular component: spindle midzone; microtubule plus-end; microtubule organizing center.
AUGGCAGUGAACGUGUACGCCACGUCUGUGUCCAUUGACAACCUCAGCCGACAUGACAUGCUGGCAUGGGUCAACGAUUCCUUGCAUCUCACCUACACUAAGAUUGAACAGCUCUGUUCAGGAGCGGCAUACUGCCAGUUCAUGGACAUGUUGUUUCCAGGUUGUAUCCUUCUGAAGAAGGUCAAAUUUCAAGCCAAGCUGGAGCAUGAAUCUAUACACAACUUCAAAGUUCUGCAGGCAGCCUUUAAAAGGAUGAGCGUUGACAAAAUUAUUCCCGUUGAAAAGCUUGUAAAAGGGAAGUUCCAGGACAACUUUGAAUUCGUGCAGUGGUUCAAGAAGUUCUUCGAUGCCAACUAUGACGGGAAGGAGUAUGAUCCUUUACUAGCCAGACAGGGGCAGGACGUGGCCCCCGCCCCCAACCCAGGUGAUCACUUUAUCCACAAACCAAAGAGAAACCCAGGACCACAGAGGACAUCUCCAACAGUUCCCAAAAACAUGCCAACACCACAGCGGGUCCAACACAACACUCCGGCUAUGAGGAAGAAUCCAUCUUUGUCUAGAAAUGGGGGCAGUGAUGCUGAGAUCCUGGAGCUAAAUCAACAGCUGAUGGAGUUGAAGUUGACUGUCGACGGACUAGAGAAGGAGAGAGACUUCUACUUCAGCAAACUACGGGACAUUGAGCUGAUCUGCCAGGAACAUGAGAGUGAAAACAACCCCGUCCUCAGCAGGAUAAUCAACAUUCUCUACGCAACAGAGGAAGGCUUUGCGCCUCCAGAGGAUGAUGACCUCGAUGAACAAGCUCACCUGGACCAAGAUGAAUACUGAACCCUUUGUGUCCCCCCACCCUCAACAUCUUCAUCUUCCCUUUUAUUUUCUUUAUGCCCUCAUUUGUUUUCUUCUCUCUCUGCACGCUCUAUAAAUACUCACCAUUAUCCCUGCUCUCUAUCUUUUUUCCCCUUUCUUUCUCAUAUGUAUAUCUGUUUAUAACCUUCCCCCAUCAGCCCUCUGGCCGUCUACAUACUACUGUGUAAACAACUACUCUGCAUCAUCAUUCGCUGCUCCUCCCUGCCUCCACUUACACAGCAACUAUAACAGUAAUGUAAAACAUAUCCCAGUUAUUUCAGCAUGAGUAACGCAGAAAAUCGAGCCGAGCCUGACAUGGAGGUUGUUACGGCAAACAGUGAAUUUUGAGUCUGUAAAUAUUACCGACAUUGUGAUUUUUGAGAGAAAAAUGUCUUAUGGCUUAUGGCUCAUUAUGGAGUUAUUUAUUGGCCUUUGGUGUGCUGUGGUACAGAACAGCACUGCUCCAACAAGCCAUCAGAACACUCCCAGAGCUACUAAAAGUAUAACAAAAGUGACUUUUUAAUAACAAUUUCUUAUUUAUUUAACUUAUAUUUCAUUUAGAUUAACUUUAUGUAGCAAAAUUGAUGCAAACCCUACUGUACAUGAAUUGAAAUAAAGAAAGAAGUGUUAUUUCAGUUAUGGUUUGUGCUUGAGUCAGCAUCAAGCUUUUAGUUUCUGUCAUGGUGGGUUCAUGGCAUGUAGAAAUGCUGAGGGAAAUUCUAUGGUGUAAUGACUCAAGUCAUAUGAUCAAUGCUCUGCGAUUAUUCAUUAUUGAUCAGCAACAUAUCUGAGCAUGAGAAUGUUACACAUUGACUGUGAAUGACUGAUAUUUUGUAAAUGUGUUUUGUGUGGAGAUUUUGUCUGAUGUCGCACGAUCCUGGUUUAUUGCUUUGUAUCUUUUAGGCCGACAGGCAGAAGCCUAUAAGUGUAACAUUUAGAGGCAGAAAGCCACCUGCAGACUGACAACAUGGUUAUAGAUUGUAGCAGCUCUAAUGUUUUACUCUAAAAUAUAAGGGAGCCUGACACUGAAUUAAUACUGAAUUAAGACACAUUUUCUCAUGACAACUUUAAUCAUGUUUUUCCUGCUAAUCAUACUGUGUUUACACUUUUCAUUUGCUGUUAAGGGUUGCCCGGACGUAUGAGUUGUAGUUUGGAAGAAAGUCAGUAUAAAGAGAUCUGUGACCAGUCAACUGGUCAUCAUUAGCAUCCAGUUAAACCAAUAAGUCUCCUUGUCCUUCCCUCCCAGCUAUUUUUACUUUGCAAACUGCCUGUCCUCUGCUCUAGAACUUGCAUUCACUGACCAUGUAAACAUCUACAGAACACUCAUCUUUUGAGUUUUGAAUAAAUAAACAGUUGUGAAAAAAAU